Molecule: messenger RNA, 2133 nt
Organism: Danio rerio (zebrafish)
Lineage: Eukaryota; Metazoa; Chordata; Actinopteri; Cypriniformes; Danionidae
Gene: mipb
Product: major intrinsic protein of lens fiber b
Biological process (GO): transmembrane transport
Cellular component (GO): plasma membrane; membrane; anchoring junction
Molecular function (GO): channel activity
Source: RefSeq, marked provisional
GACCAGCUCUACUUGGUGUGGGCAGGAUAUGCUCUGUAACCUCUUCUGUGUCGCUCAACUAGAAUUAGCCCUAUAGAUUUAGCUUGUAGCAUCGAUGUUCAGGCCUCUCUGACAAAACCCUCCAGAUUUUCUACGCGUGCACACACACACACAACCACACACACCUCAUGUUUCUUUAGCAGUCCGGGUGUUGUGCAGGCGAAGAGAAACAGCGCUGGCAGAGAAGACCCGUGUGCGGCUACAUGUGUGACCAUUUACUCACGGCUUCCCACACAGCCUUAGCUAACGGCUAGAUCUAUUAGGCCUAAUUAUUGAUCUGUUUUUGAGGAACUUUUAGUGUACUUGGCAAAAAAAAAGGACAUUUUAUUUUUUUUAAAGACAUUUUUCUUGCCAACUCGAAAAAACAAACAAAAAAGUUUCGGUUUUGAAUUUAGUUGGGACUCAUAAAUCAUAAUGUGGGAGUUUCGCUCUAUGAUGUUUUGGAGGGCGGUGUUUGCCGAGUUUUUCGGCACCAUGUUCUUCGUGUUCUUCGGGAUGGGUGCCGCUCUACGCUGGACCACCGGGCCGUACCAUGUCUUCCACACUGCUCUCUGCUUUGGUUUUGCUGCUGCCACACUCAUUCAAUCCAUCGGCCACAUCAGCGGAGGACACAUUAAUCCGGCUGUCACCUUUGCAUACUUAGUCGGCUCUCAGAUGUCUGUGUUCAGAGCUUUCUUCUACAUUUGUGCUCAGUGUCUGGGGGCCAUGGCAGGAGCCGCGGCGCUCUACGGAGUUACACCCAACAACAUGAGGGGCACGAUGGCACUUAACACGCUUCAGCCUGGCAUGAGUCUGGGAAUGGCCACCACAGUGGAGGUGUUCCUCACUAUGCAGUUGGUGGUCUGCGUUUUCGCUGUCACUGAUGAAAGAAGAAAUGGACGUCUGGGUUCUGCUGCUCUGUCCAUUGGAUUCUCUGUUACUAUGGGCCACCUGAUGGGGAUGUACUACACUGGAGCUGGAAUGAACCCAGCCAGGUCUUUCGCCCCUGCUGUAAUCACCAGGAAUUUCAUCAACCACUGGGUGUACUGGGUGGGUCCGAUGAUUGGUGCUGCUAUGGGUGCCAUCUUCUAUGACUUCUUCCUGUUCCCCCGUAUGCGGGGCUUCUCUGAGCGGCUAGCCACGCUGAAGGGCAGUCGACCCCCAGAGGCCGAGAACCAGCAGGAGACCCGCGGGGAGCCCAUCGAGCUCAAGACUCAAACCCUAUAAACCUGCAGAGAAGUUGUGGACCGAAUCUGGCUCUACCUCACUGGACCAUCUCACUGCCCUGAGCAGCCAAUAAAACUCCUGCGACGCAACACCAGAGACCCGCAGAGGGUCGCAUUUACACGGCAAGAUCAGUAAGGGAGCAGAAAUGAGUACAUUACUCCGGGUAGUAUUCUAGGUUUGCUGCUAGUACCAGUGCAGGGUGGAGGGCGGUUCUGAGGUGGGGUUGUGGGCGGGGCUUAUGUUGUGGGAGGGGCUGUAGCAAUUUAUUUAGGCAUGCUUUUCACUUUUCAUCUGACUUCAUUUUCACAAUUCAUUUUCAAUUUUUCGUUUUCUACAAACAACAAGAUGUGGAUGUACGCAACUUAACCAGGGUUUCACACUUUUUAUUUUCUGUGAGAGUUCAAGUGAGUGCAGCUUUGUGGGUCUUUCUGUGUGUGUGUGUGUGUGUGUGUGUGUGUGUGAGGGAGAGCGUGCCAAGGUAUGUUUGUGUGUUUCGCUUGUGCACGACCAAGUGUACUGUAUGUGUGUGUGUGUGAGUGAGUGAGUGUGUCUGUCAUCUGAGCAUUUCUUUUGGGUUUUUAUCAUUACAGCUCGCUCGUGUUUGUACCAUGCUUGUUUUUUUUUCCCUUUCUUAUUUUUACGGGACUCUAAAACACCCCAAACUGUAUUGUUUGCUAUGAUCUUCCAUUCACUUUUUAUUCACACAAACCACCCAUGGACUGAGCUGUUUUAAACACAGCCAGUCCUUGCCACCAGUCUUUACAAUUACUUCGAGUUUACAGUGUCUGUGUUGCCUUUCAUAAAAUCUUGUUUGAGGAUAACAUCCAUGACUGGGCAAGUAAAGCAAUAUGAAUCAUAUCUGAAUGCAAAUAAAUACAUGAAAAGAAA